AUGUCGUCAAAGCUAAUCGUGGUGUUUGGAGGCACAGGCAAACAGGGAGGCUCAGUUAUCAACUCCUUCCUAAAUGACCCAACGUGGAGAAUUCGUACCAUCACUCGAAAUGUCAGCAAACCACAAAGCAUAGCUUUACAAGAAAUAGGUGUUGAAGUCGUUCAAGGCGAUCUCAACAAGGUUGAAACUCUCAUUGCUGCCAUUCAAGGCGCGAACGUUGUCUUUGGUGUAACUGACUUCUGGGAACCUUUCUUCAACUCAGCUACGCAAGAUAAGCUUGCUGCUGGUCAACUCAUCAAUCAAUACUGUUACGGCGUGGAAAUCCAGCAAGGGAAGAACAUUGCAGAUGCAGUAGCAACUAUUGCCGAUGAAACCCUCGAUUUGUUUGUAUGGUCUACUUUAGCAAAUGUCAAGAAGUGUAGCAAUGGAAAGUAUACCUGGGUGUACCACUUCGAUUCCAAAGCCGAGAUCUAUGACUACAUCAAAAAAUCACUUCCACAACUAGCAAAGAAAACCUCCUCGGUUUUGAUUGGCAACUACGCUGAUAACUGGAUAUCCGCACCCUUUACUGCUCCUCGAAAAGCCGCAGAUGGUGUGUACGAGCUAUCAACAUUCGCAAAAGCUGAAACAUUGAAUCCUUGGGUGAACACCCGUGGUGACACCGGAAAAUUCGUACGAGCUCUUGUGCAAGCGCCACCAGGAAAGGAUUUGUUAGGGGUUAGUGAGAUGGUGACCUACGGCGAUUAUUUGAAGACAUGGGGUGAUUUGAAUGGAGUGCCCACUAGAUUUAAUCAGCUUUCUGCCGAAGAAUUUCAUAAAACCCUUCCAGCGGCUGUUAGCAAGGAAAUCCAAGAAAGUCUUGCGUUCAAUGAAGAAUUUGGGUGGGACGGCGGUGAGCCUGGUGUCCUGCGUCCUUCCGACCUUAAAUUGGAAGAACCACUAACCAAUGUCAGGGAAUGGAUCAAGGCGCAAGAUUGGUCAGCUAUUAUUAAUUGA
Molecule: messenger RNA, 996 nt
Organism: Umbelopsis ramanniana AG
Lineage: Eukaryota; Fungi; Mucoromycota; Umbelopsidomycetes; Umbelopsidales; Umbelopsidaceae
Exons: 3
Coding region: 1-996 (331 amino acids)
Source: RefSeq, a predicted model, not a curated record